CCCACUCGUUAGUCUUCCGACUUGCCUCCUUCCCUUCAUGAGCGGAAGUAACGAAGGAAUACAGCAUCGUUCAGAAAUUGGCUCCGAUGCGCAUUAGUGACUACACUCAAGGUUCCGGGGUCUCUCGACUUCCAGACUUUCAGGCGUGGAUCAGGGCCCAAGCGAACGCUGUUUCCAGAGAAGAAUGGAGGGUAGUGGGAAACUCGCAAUGGUAGAGGAUGCUGUGGAGUACCAUCUGUUCCUGAUACCAGAUAAAGCCAGAGACACAGAAGAGCACAGAGAGAUUCUUCAGAAGUACAUUGAACGGAUAAUGACCCAGUUCGCACCCAUACUGGUCCCUUAUAUCUGGCAGAACCAGCCUUUCAAUCUCCAAUAUAAGCCUGCAAAAGGAGGUGUUCCUGCGCAUAUGUAUGGCAUGACGAAGUUUGGAGAUAACAUUGAGGAUGAAUGGUUUAUUGUUUAUGUAAUAAAGCAGAUUACAAAGGAAUUUCCAGAGUUAGUGGCAAGGAUUGAAGACAAUGAUGGAGAGUUCCUGUUAAUAGAAGCGGCCGACUUUCUCCCUAAGUGGUUGGAUCCUGAUAAUAGUGCCAAUAGGGUGUUUUUUUAUCAUGGGGAGCUGUGCAUUAUUCCUGUGCCACAGAAGUCUGAAAGGAUAUCCUGGUUACCCACAACACCACCCACAAUCCAGCAAGCAUUGAGUAUAAUUUCAGCACACCCAGAAGCUGUUUUGGCUUCAGAAUCUAUACAAGGUGCGGUGGACAGGCGCAUCCGUGGGUACCCGGAGAAAACUGAAGCCUCCCUCCAUCGGGCGCACUGCUUCCUUCCGGCUGGCAUUGUGGCCGUGCUCAGGCAACGGCCCAGGCUGCUGGCGGCUGCAGUCCAGGCCUUCUACCUACGGGACCCCAUUGACCUGAGAGCCUGUCGAGUCUUCAAGACGUUUUUGCCUGAAACACGAAUAAUGGCGUCUGUCACUUUCACGAAAUGUCUGUAUGCACAGCUUGUACAACAGAAGUUUGUGCCAGACCGGCGGAGUGGAUAUGGGCUCCCACCUCCAUCACAUCCCCAGUACCGAGCCUAUGAACUGGGCAUGAAGUUGGCUCAUGGAUUUGAGAUUUUGUGCUCCAAGUGUAGCCCACAUUUUUCUGACUCCAGGAAAUCCCUUGUGACUGCUUCACCGCUCUGGGCCAGCUUCCUUGAAAGUCUGAAAAGGAAUGAUUACUUUAAGGGACUGAUGGAAGGUUCUGUGCAGUACCAGGAGAGACUAGAAAUGGCAAAGAACUAUUUCCAGCUCUCUGUACACCGGCCAGAAAGUUCACUUGCUAUGAGCCCAGGCGAAGAGAUCUUAACCGUGUUGCAGACACUGCCAUUUGACAUCGACAAGCUCAAGACAGAAGAAGCUGACCUUCCUCCCGAGGAUGGUGACCAGUGGUUGGACCUCUCACCAGAACAGCUAGACCAGCUACUGCAAGACACUGCUGGCAGAAAAGAAUCCCAGCCUGGUCCCCAGAAGGAGGAGCAGCAGAAAUAUGAUGUAGCGCAGGUCUCAGACAGCAUGAAGGCCUUCCUCUCCAAAGUGUCAACCCACAAGGGGGCAGAGGUGCCCAGAGACCCUUCGGAAGCUCCAAUCACUUUUGAUGCAGAUUCUUUUCUGAAUUACUUUGAUAAGAUUUUGGGGGCAAAGCCUCAGGAGUCAGAUUCUGAUGAUUCGGAUGAAGAUGACUUCGAAUGUGUAGACAGCGAUGAUGACUUGGGCUUUGAAGCUCAGGAGUCUGAGUCUCUGAAAGGAGCUCUUGGCAGUCUCAAGUCCUACAUGGCCCAGAUGGACCAGGAACUGGCACACACCAGCAUGGGCAAAAGCUUCAGUACCCGGAAGCAAUUGAGUAAGGACCUUCCAUCCCAGACUGCAAAUGACAAUUCAGAUGAGGAAGAUUCUGGUGCAGGAGAUUGUGCUGUUGAGGCAGUGGAUGUAGACCUAAACCUGGUUUCAAAUAUACUGGAAUCCUACAGCUCCCAAGCUGGCCUGGCAGGACCUGCUUCCAAUCUGUUACACAGCAUGGGUGUGCGGCUGCCGGACAAUGCUGAUCACGACCCCCAAGCCAGCCAGUGAAGGACUAGCCUGCACGUCAGCUGCCCUCCUCACUGAGUAAACAGGAGUCCAAGUGUGUUCAUUCUAAUUGACUCUUCGUAAGAGCGUCUUCCAUGCAGGUUUCAGAGUCCCUGUGCUUCCUUUGCCCAAGUCCUGUGACCUGGACACAGGCACUCAUGAGCUUGUUUGGUUUGUUUUAAAUUUUCCCAAGACGGGGUCUCCCUUACAUAUGUUCCUCCUCGGGUCAGAAUUCUAAGUUGGCAAAAAUCCCAUUUCAUUCACUUUUUAAUGAAAUAGAAAGUAUUAAAACUUAGUGUUCAGUCUGUGA
Molecule: messenger RNA, 2414 nt
Organism: Mastomys coucha (southern multimammate mouse)
Lineage: Eukaryota; Metazoa; Chordata; Mammalia; Rodentia; Muridae
Gene: Ecd
Product: ecdysoneless cell cycle regulator
Exons: 14
Coding region: 185-2107 (640 amino acids)
Cellular component (GO): nucleus
Source: RefSeq, a predicted model, not a curated record